UCCGUGUAGACUAUUUCUAUUUAUGGUCAAUUGAUUGGCCGGUGAAGAAGAUAUCAAUCUGCAAAAUCGAUCACCAAUUCCAAAUUAAGACUAAAAUUUGCUAAUUAUAGAGAGUGGCGUUAGAAAUUAGUAAUUAAGAGUCUCAUGUUUCCCGUCUCUUUUGUCCUAGCCAUAUCCACUGCUGCUCUCGCAUCCUGAGAGAGCAGCCAUUCAUCCAAAUACCAUUUCACCACCCAAACCCACGCCAAUGUCACUUUCUCCAUUCCUCCUCCUCCUCCUCCUCCUCGCCCUUGUUGUCUCUUGCUGCGCCCAUCAACAACCCGGCGAUGACACUACUACUUUUACCAAACCGGAUGUCAAUGAAAACAGCAACCCCGUCGGAGGAUUGUCGAACGCACUCACGGUCGUCAAAACCAGGGUCGCUGUAGCGCGUGAGUUUUUAACGGCACACAACGAAAUUCGGUCACGCUUCCAAGUGCCACCUUUGAAGUGGGACAGGAAGCUAGCUCGCCAAGCCCGGCGAUGGGCAAACCUACGUGCCGCCACUGACUGCGACGUUCACAACCACUCCGGCAGUGGUUACGGGGAGAACCAGUUCUGGGGGUUUCUUGACCACUGGACACCAACGAAGGCGGUGCAGAAUUGGGCUAGCGAAUAUGACUUCUACGAUAUCAAGUCAAACCAAUGCAACCCCAACCAGAAAUGCGGCCACUUCACCCAGAUUGUGUGGCGGACCACCGAGAGGAUCGGCUGCGCUCGUGUUGAGUGCAAGUGCAGCAAAGGAGGAUGGUUCGUGGUUUGUGAGUAUGACCCACCGGGAAACUAUAUUAGCUCCGGUCCUCUGGAUGGAGGCAACUGAUCUCCUCCUCCCACCACCACCACAGUUUAGGUGUACUC
Tripterygium wilfordii is the source of this 897-nucleotide messenger RNA. Its product is annotated as pathogenesis-related protein 1C-like. The transcript has a single exon. NCBI's taxonomy places the organism in Eukaryota, Viridiplantae, Streptophyta, Magnoliopsida, Celastrales, Celastraceae. Bases 248 to 859 code for a protein of 203 amino acids. Gene Ontology annotation, cellular component: extracellular region. The record is from RefSeq and is a predicted model, not a curated record.